GCUUUUGAUUUUAAUGAAGAUAUUUUAAUACCUGAUAUAUAUAUAUUUGGAUUACAGUUAGAAUCAGUUAAAAUUGUGCAGGAAAUACCAAAGCAAUUAAAACCAAUAAAUCAAUAUAGCCAAUCUACACUUGAAAAAAGAGCUCGUAAAUUUG
Messenger RNA from Racocetra persica, 154 nucleotides. The record is from the annotation of a GenBank genome assembly. NCBI's taxonomy places the organism in Eukaryota, Fungi, Glomeromycota, Glomeromycetes, Diversisporales, Gigasporaceae.